AUGGAGUCUUCUCGGUCCAUAUCCGAACUGAAGUCGUCGUUCAUCAGGACGCAGGUCCGCAUCUUGUCCGAAAGCCUCGAAGCCCCGGCGGACUGGCGAAGUUAUGCCGCCGAACCAGCAGAGGAAGACCUGAGCGACAAGGUGGUUGGUGAUGUAUUGCAGAAAUUGAACGCAGCCUUGAAACAACACAAUCGCGUUAUAUACUCUUCUCAGGCGAUUCAGCAUGUGGCGCAACAAAUUGCAAGUUUGUACUGGUCCUCGGUCAACCAGGCUAGCCGUGAGGUAACCUCGCUGGAAAGAGGUGUCGACAAAACUGUCGAUUUGUCCAGCCAUCCAAACAUUACUCAGCUUCCAGGAGAGCUGUACAACCAAUCCGCAAGCGAAGAGGAAAGGCUUAGGUACAAGCGCUUACGAGAACGUCUUGCGAACCUUGAUCAUCAACGCCAACAGCGACAGCGGCGCCUGGACCAAUUGCGACUGUUGCAGCGUCUCCUAGAACCGUUCCGGGAACCUCAGAAUAAUGUUCAGCCCAAUCUCGUCACGAGGGAUGGUGAACUAGCUCGGGAAAUAGAGAAGAUGCGCAUGCUGGUCGCACGGGUCAGUGGUCGCAUUGCGCAGAGCCAGGCGGCUAACAACGAUGGCGGAAACGAGGCUUCAUAUGUUCUGGACUCUGAGCAGAAGCUUGAGGCGCUUCUUGAAAUGGAUUAA
Aspergillus mulundensis is the source of this 708-nucleotide messenger RNA. Its product is annotated as kinetochore subunit FTA4 family protein. Bases 1 to 708 code for a protein of 235 amino acids. The record is from RefSeq and is a predicted model, not a curated record. The transcript is spliced from 4 exons. Lineage: Eukaryota; Fungi; Ascomycota; Eurotiomycetes; Eurotiales; Aspergillaceae. Gene Ontology annotation, cellular component: Mis6-Sim4 complex.